CAGCGUCUGAAUCGUAAACAAAACAGCUAGUGAAUUUUUUUUUUUCGAUUUAUCGUAAUUUUAUCAAUGAAAUAUCCUCCGAAGAUCCUGCCGUAUAGUAAAAAUGCGUCGGGAAAAGACAGCGGACAACGUUAGACCGUUCAAAUUAGCUCAUCAGAUAUUGAGCUUGACCGGCAUCAGUUUCGAGCGCAAAAGUAUUAUCGGAUUCGUAGAAUUAACGAUUGUUCCGGUCAAAGAAGUGUUGAAGAUAAUUCGUCUCAAUUGUCGCCAAUGUCGUAUAUAUCGGGUUAUUUUAAACGACAGUUACGAAGCAACUUUCCACUAUUUCGAUCCUUUCCUUGAUAUAUGUCAGGGUGAAACAAAAUCAAAAUCGCUAGAUAUAUUCUCUAAAUGCCAUUUGGAGGCCGCAAAAAAGACGGAUCCGGACUGUAGUACCGGAGAGUUGGUCAUUGUAAUUCCUGAGCAAGCGACUCAUUUGAUUGGAGAAGGUAGAGGACUUCGAGUCGGAAUUGAAUUUUCUUUGGAAGAUCCUUCCGGUGGGGUGCAUUUUGUAAUUCCUGAAGGAGAAGGAACACUGGAAGAGCGAGCUGCUCAUAUGUUUACUUAUGGUCAUGAAAACUCCUCUAGACUUUGGUUUCCGUGCGUAGAUAGUUACGCAGAACCAUGCACUUGGAAGUUGGAAUUCACGGUGGAUAAAAAUAUGACCGCAGUAUCGUGUGGAGAAUUGGUAGAGGUUGUUAUGACACCUGAUCUUCGAAGGAAAACCUACCACUACACGGUUUCGGUACCAGUUUCAGCCCCUAACAUAGCAUUGGCUGUGGGACCAUUUGAAAUCUAUGUGGAUCCCCACAUGCACGAAGUGACGCACUUCUGCCUGCCACAGUUAAUGCCGCUUCUGAAGAACACAGUACGCUACAUGCACGAAGCGUUCGAGUUCUACGAGGAAGCGUUGACUCAACGGUACCCAUUCAGUUGUUACAAACAGGUUUUCGUAGAUGAAAUCGAUAACGAUGGUAAUGCCUACGCUACAAUGACUAUUCUUUCGACACAUUUACUACAUUCGAUUGCUAUUAUCGAUCAGACAUUUGUUUCGCGAAAGGUAAUGUCGAAAGCCAUUGCCGAGCAGUUUUUUGGUUGUUUCAUAACCAUGCAAAACUGGUCCGAUGCAUGGCUUGCACGAGGUAUUGCGGAGUACAUGUGCGGUUUGUAUUCAAAAAAGUGCUUUGGAAAUAAUGCUUAUCGAAGCUGGAUCCGCGAUGAACUGGCAGAGGUUGUAAAAUAUGAAGAAAAGUUUGGGGGAAUCAUACUGGAUUGCAGUCAACCCCCGGCGCCACCGGCUGUCUCCAGUAUUAAUCAAUCUCCGGCUGCCCCUGCGAAAGCUUACAAUGAUAAUCCGUUUUACUUUCCAAUUAAAAAUUUACACACUAUAUCGCCGAAAUAUGUCGAAAUAAUGAGGAAAAAAGCCCACUUAGUGAUUAGAAUGUUGGAACAUCGAAUCGGGCAGGAAUUAUUGUUGCAAGUUUUUAAUAAGCAGCUGGCCCUGGCUUCAAAUGCUGCGUCGACAAAAAUAAGCAGCGGUCUUUGGCAUCACCUACAUAUUUCAACAAACAUUUUCACUAAAGCUAUUUUCACAGUAACUGGAAAAGAUAUGGCUGUCUUUAUCGAUCAAUGGGUGAGAACUGGAGGUCAUGCUAAGUUCACCAUGACAUCGGUGUUCAACAGAAAGCGUAAUACAAUUGAGUUGGAAAUCAGACAAGAUGCGGUUAACCAGAAAGGCGUUCGAAAGUACGUCGGUCCACUGUUGAUCCAGCUGCAGGAAUUGGAUGGAACGUUUAAGCAUACGCUGCAAAUCGAAAACAUUGUUGUAAAAGCGGAUAUCACGUGUCAUUCAAAAAGUAGGAGAAACAAAAAGAAGAAAAUUCCUCUUUGUACUGGUGAAGAAGUCGAUAUGGAUCUUUCUCCUAUGGAUGAAUCUCCUGUUUUGUGGAUAAGAUUGGACCCAGAGAUGACCCUGCUUCGUUCGGUGCACAUAGAACAACCGGAUUUCCAGUGGCAGUUUCAGCUGCGCCAUGAACGUGAUGUUACUGCUCAGUUAGAAGCAAUCGAUGCGUUAGAAAAAUAUGCUUCGCCUGCCACCCGAUUGGCUCUUACUGAUACCAUCGAAAAUGAGCAAGUUUUCUUUGAAGUGCGCUGCAAAGCAGCUCUUUGUCUCACAAAAGUAGCGAACGCUAUGGUCACUUCCUGGCAGGGUCCACCAGCUAUGUUAACCAUAUUCAAAAAGUUUUUUGGUUCGUUCAGUGCACCGCAUAUUAUACGACAAAACAACUUUACGAAUUUCCAGCACUAUUUCCUCCAGAAAACUAUUCCGGUUGCGAUGGCCGGCUUACGGACAGCACACGGUAUCGUCCCACCGGAGGUGAUUCGUUUCUUACUGGAUCUAUUCAAGUACAAUGAUAAUACAAAAAAUCAUUACUCUGAUAACUACUAUCGAGCGGCGUUGGUGGAAGCGUUGGGGAACUCGAUCACACCAGUCAUAUCAGUGGUUCACCAAGGAAUGGCACUAACAUCGGAAAACCUUUCGGCUGAUGCCAAAUUGGUCUUAGAAGAAGUUACUCGCAUUUUGAAUUUAGAAAAGCAUCUACCAUCCUACAAGUACACCGUUUCGAUUGCCUGCCUGAAAGUAAUCCGUAAAUUGCAGAAAUGCGGACAUUUGCCAACGAAUCCAAAAAUUUACCGCAGCUAUGCAGCCUAUGGCCAGUACAUAGACGUGCGCGUAGCCGCUAUGGAAUGUCUGGUUGAUUUUGUAAAAAUAGACGGCAAAUGGGAGGAUUUAGAACAUUUGAUUGACCUCCUGGAAACAGAUCCGGAUCCGAUGGCCAGGCAUAGACUUGGUCGACUGAUGAUCGAAAAUUUCCCUUUCGACAAAAGCAACAGACAUCGAUUAGAUCGGGAAGAGUUAGCACUUAGAAUUUGGAACAACAUGAACGGUCUUCUUUCGCAUGACACGCGUCUCCGCUGUGACAUGGUAGAUUUAUACUACACUCUGUACAACGUGCGUGUUCCAAACUGCUUACCCAAUCCAGAACUUGCUUCUAUUUUGAAGCCUCAGAAACUGGCAUCUUCGUUUGCUGCUGUAGCUGACCGUGAUCGUGACCGUGAGCCGGAACGAGUCCCAUCACCAGACAUCGAAUUAGAAACAUUCCCCCAGAAACGCCCACGUUCUGCCAGCCCGUUAGAUAUCAAGCCUCUCGAUCUUGUGGAUAUUGGUCAAACAGAGUUGAUCAUACCGAAGAGCCGGGGAGGAUCACCGAUAAUUGAAGAGGUUCGCGAAGACAUCAUCCUGGAGACAGUGGAAACUAGCAUCAAGACCGAAAUUGUUGAAACGGAGAAGCCAGAACUCAAAGAAGAGGUUAUUGACUUGGAGGAUAAUAAUUCGGUACCACAUGUCACCGACGAACAGCCACUUUUGAAGAAAUCUAAAACUGAAUUUUACUCUGAUAAUUCAAUUUCUUUGCCCGGUAUUCCGUCCAGCAACACUACGGCAACUGGACCAACAGGCUUUGAACCUGGCAUGUUUGGUAAAACUGCGGAAACACUGCCUGUGGUACCGUUGGAACCGAGUGUUGGCAGUAAGUCCGACGGAAGUAAAAAAAAGAAAAAGAAGGAGAAGAAAAAACAUAAGCAUAAACACAAGCAUAAGCACAACAAGGACAAAGAUAAGGAACGAGAUAAAGAUAAGGAUCGCGACAGGGAACGGGAAAAAAGCAAAGAGAAAAAAGAUCCCAGCGUCGUACGAGCGAAUAAAGAGGACACCCAGGAAACACUAAGCUCAGCAGAUAGCUCGAGUAGAGAUAGUAAUCCUACCACGUUGGAUUUAACGUUGUAAGAUUUUACAGAUAAGUUUUACCAUAUUGGACAGAUUAAAAUACAUUAUAUUCCGAGAGAUGAAA
Wyeomyia smithii (pitcher-plant mosquito) is the source of this 3950-nucleotide messenger RNA. RefSeq names its product transcription initiation factor TFIID subunit 2 (gene Taf2). The transcript has 7 exons. Lineage: Eukaryota; Metazoa; Arthropoda; Insecta; Diptera; Culicidae. Gene Ontology annotation, cellular component: transcription factor TFIID complex. Gene Ontology annotation, biological process: transcription initiation at RNA polymerase II promoter. The coding region runs from base 104 to 3886 and encodes 1260 amino acids. The record is from RefSeq and is a predicted model, not a curated record. Gene Ontology annotation, molecular function: RNA polymerase II general transcription initiation factor activity; zinc ion binding; chromatin binding.